UGAACGGUAACUAUAGAAACCAUGACAGUUUUGACGAUGAAGUUUUAUUUGGAAUGAGGAAAAUAUCUUAUUUGGAAUUAUACGGUGUUAAACGUUUUCCGUACCGUGGAAGGCGUGCAUAUACACCAUUACUUCACCAAUCAAUAGAUGGAGGGAUGAUUAUCUCAAAUGACGUUUUCGGCCUGACAAUCAGACAGUUUGAACGAAUAUAUAAAGCGUGUUUAGAUAGAAGAAAAACACAAGAACAGAGGAUAUUAAACAUAAGAUAUCCUGUCAAAACUUCAAACUACUAUAUGGAAUACUUACAGAAUUGUAUAGACUACAAUAGAGAUGAUUUUCUCGGAAAUGACCCGAGAGAGAAAAACUUGUACGAACUCCUAGUAAAAACAGUUGGUACUGAAAUAUAUAUACGAGAGAGACAACGACUAUUCAUAUUAGAAGAUUUGAUUUUUAACGCAAGUAGUCCUAUUAUAACACAAAUAUUAAGUGGAAGUUUAUCAGAAGGACUUGAUUUACCUAGCAGUGACAUUGAUAUAAUGUACGUGAGCAAUAACGUAGACGUUAUAAGGAAUGUAAAGAAUGCAAAGAAUGUAAAGAAUACUAAACACCUAAUACAGAGUACAACACUGGUUAUGGAAACAGAUAAUGAAAAUCCUGGAUUUACCAGGCUAAGAUUGAUAGCAGGAGGGGAAAGUGUCCCUUGUCUGACAUUUGACUGCUUUAAAAGUACCAGAGACGGUUUAUAUUUAUCAGUGAAUGCAUUUGUUAGUAACAUAUUGCAGCUCUCUUCACAUGCUAAAUUGAUUCAACACGGCCCCUGCUUAUCCGACAAAGAUCAGAUUACCGAUUUAGCAUAUUGCCUACGUAGUAAAUAUCUACCUUACAACGCAGUUCGAUGGGCAACCCGUCAUCGACAGCAAUGGCCCCCUAAUUUUGUAAUUGAAAAGGCAUUAAAUUACGGAUGUUUGUUAGUACCUAUAGGACCCAAGACUGUUUCUGAUAGUGACUUAUUGUGGAGAUUGUCUUUUUCUGUGACAGAAAAACUACUUGUACAUUCGUUUAAUUUCACUCAACUGUUAUGUUACGGUCUACUAAAAUUAACAUUAAAGCGUAUCGUUAACACAAUCGAUGUGGUCAAUGAAUUAUUGUGUUCUUAUUUUUUAAAGACGGCUUUAUUCUGGGUCUCGGAGGAGGAAGAUAUUGACACAUUUCAAUUAUCCAAAUUGUUUCGCUGUUUUUUUCUUUGUCUUGAUAAGGUGAUGUCAUGGGUAAAUAACUGUUACUGUCAGAACUACUUUAUACCCGAGCACAACAUGUUCCUAGGAAAGAUCAAUCAAAGUAAUAAAAGCAAACUCCUAAAUGUGCUGGAUAGUAUAAAGUGUGGUGGAAUUGAUGGAUUGAAAAGUAAUUUAUUUCCGCCUGACAAUGUAAAUACUGCUCUAUUAAGUACAAAGUGGGAAACUUCGUUCUUUAUGUUAGACCUCUUAAUUUACAAGAUUUGUGAAUCAAUAACGAUUCAUAAUGACAUUUCAAUUUGUUAUAAAGAACUGACACUUACUAAUCGUUUGCUAAAGUCUGAAUCAUCUGUAUUUAUCAUUGAUGUCUGUAAAUAUCACUAUGCCAGAAUCAGUCAAUUUGCAGCACAAAAGCUACUACCACUUAACACAACAAAUAAAACGUACAAAAUACACAACAUUUAUCACAGACAUUUAUUGGACGGCAUCAAUGCAGAUGCCGUAUCAGGUUGGCUAUUGUACGCAUCGUUUUAUUACGUGACAGGACAGUACACCGUAUCACUGAGACUAACAGAAUAUGCUUUAUCAAAGUGUACACCUGAUAUGGUGCUUGUAGGCUGUGCCGAUUAUUGUAAAAAAGAUAUAAAUAAUUACAAACGAAAUAUAAAUUCUGCAAUGACACUGAAUGAGAGGGUAAAAAUAGCCACUGUAGGUCUUGUCAGGUUCUUACGUCAAUCAACUUUAAUACCAGAAGAACUACGACUGGAGGUGAAAAUUAAAACCUUUAAAGUACCGCCUGUUGUUAUGAGUCACUGUUUAAAAUUCCUAUGCUAUCAUCAUCUUGGUGAUAUGUUCAACAGACAACAGGCAUUAUGUGCUUUACAUUUAUCAGUAAAAGAUGAAUCUUUUGAUUUAUCAAGUUUAUUAUCAGAAGCAAUUACAGUAGUUGGUGUGUGUUAUGAGAUAUCAGGAGACGAAGACGCAGCCAAACAGUGUUAUGAAGAGGCUAUGCAAUGUUAUAUGUUUGUAUGUCCUACAGCAAAAAUAAGGAAAUUUCUUCUUAUGAAUCAUUAUAAAAUUUCACCUCGUGAAUUAUUAUAA
Mytilus californianus (California mussel) is the source of this 2336-nucleotide messenger RNA. RefSeq lists its product as uncharacterized. The transcript is spliced from 2 exons. The record is from RefSeq and is a predicted model, not a curated record. Lineage: Eukaryota; Metazoa; Mollusca; Bivalvia; Mytilida; Mytilidae. The coding region runs from base 54 to 2336 and encodes 760 amino acids.